GGAGCGGGGCCGCGGCUCCUCCCGGGCCCGUCAGCGCCGCCCUCAGCGUGGGGCUGCCGGGGCCCUCCCCCGGCGCCGCUCCGCCUCCUCCUCCUGCGGCGGCCGGGACAUGGCGGCGGCGCUGCGCGGGGCUCUGGCGGGGCUCCUCCGGCCGCUCGGCAGCUGGGCCCCGCGGGCAGCCCGAGGCGUCGGCGCGGGGCGAGGCGUGCCCGUGAGGGGAUUCGGGCGGCUGCGGGAGGCGGCGCCGCUGGGGAAGGGGCUGGGGCCCCUCGGGAGCCUGCCCGCUGGGGGCUUCCCCUCCGUCCUCGGCAGAGUCACACCUCUACUUCCAACUAUACUUCAGCAGCCAGUGAGGACCGUCACUUACUACAGUUUACGGAAAGGAAAGAGGAAAACUGUGAAAGCUGUCAUUGACAGGUUUCUCCGACUGCAUAAUGGCCUUUGGGUGAGGAGAAAGUCUGGUUACAAGAAGAAAUUGUGGAAGAAGUCUUCUGCCCAGAAGAAGCGUUUGAGAGAGAUGGUGCUGUGCACUAGAACACAAUGUAAGCUCCUCGAUAAAAUGACCACUUCUUUCUGGAAAAGAAGAAACUGGUAUGUUGAUGAUCCCUACCAGAAGUACCAUGACCGCACAAAUCUUCGUGUGUAGAAAUUGUUAUUUUUUGCAUCUUUCUACGAAAGAGGUGGUGUCUUGUGUGGUAUGGCCCCAGUAUCUUAAUUUUAGAUCAUAAAUCUAAUGUGUUACUUUUAUAAAUAAACAUACGUGUAUCAUGUGAUCAGAAUUCUGGGUAUUGGGGCCCAAAAUAAAGGAAUAUUCAAGACUA
This is a messenger RNA of Cygnus atratus (black swan), 821 nucleotides long. RefSeq names its product mitochondrial ribosomal protein L35 (gene MRPL35). Gene Ontology annotation, biological process: translation. The transcript has 4 exons. NCBI's taxonomy places the organism in Eukaryota, Metazoa, Chordata, Aves, Anseriformes, Anatidae. The coding region runs from base 110 to 646 and encodes 178 amino acids. Gene Ontology annotation, cellular component: ribosome; mitochondrion. Gene Ontology annotation, molecular function: structural constituent of ribosome. The record is from RefSeq and is a predicted model, not a curated record.